This is a messenger RNA of Schizosaccharomyces japonicus yFS275, 2706 nucleotides long. Its product is annotated as TRAPP complex subunit Trs85. Lineage: Eukaryota; Fungi; Ascomycota; Schizosaccharomycetes; Schizosaccharomycetales; Schizosaccharomycetaceae. The record is from RefSeq and is a predicted model, not a curated record. The transcript has a single exon. The coding region runs from base 186 to 2042 and encodes 618 amino acids.
CUUCGGUGCGAGUUGGGAUGGCUCCUUCUUACUACACAGCAGGUUGAGCUGCCAUAUUUUGGCUUUUUUUGUUAGUAAUCGCCGGGUUUUCAGCAGUUCCUGACUCUAAAUUACAGAUAUAACUGUUUUAACUUAUAAUUUUUUCAAUAUUGUGAGCAAUUCAUGCUGUCUAUUUGUGAAUUGAAAUGCAUGAUUCUCAAUCAUCUGGAUCAUAUCCACGCACUUCAAGCGAAUGGAACUCCUUCGCGAUAGAUGAAACGCCUUCGUACAUCAUAAAUCAUGAAAUAUUUCCCGAUCGAACAUUCGCUCAACUUGUGCAGACAGCUUUUUCUCCAAGAAUUGCCGUCUUGGCCACGUACGAUGCAGACAAGUUGGCUUAUCACAAGGGUUUUACACAGGGAUUUUGGGAACUGCUGCGUCCAUUUGGAGAUGAAAUACGAGAGAAAAUAGUCGCUCAUGAUAUGCAAGGCUCUACCCGAACACUUAACAAUUUUGCUCUUCAUUUUGUACCGUUUGAUGCAUACGAUAUGUCCGUACGGACCAAAGGAAAGGAAAACUCUUUUCGAGCAACCGUGGCUUCAAAGCAUCCCAAUCUUGUUUUGACGACACCAUUGUCCGACUAUCGAUUUGGCACCAAUUCCAAAGACGUAGAACAGUGGUUGUGGUACUUGGCAUACUUUCGGCAUCAAGAUAUUUCAGGGAAAAGUGCGCUUUUAUACACGCAGCAGUUCCUUGCCGGUCAACCAUUAGUACCUUUUGAAACAUUUAAUUAUCCCGUACUAAACCUGUUUGUUGUUUCUUCACAUAAUACAUCGCCCGUUGAUGCUCUCCGUGUCCUAAUUCAAUCAACAAAAUAUGCAGAUUGCCCUACCUUCCUCACGCCUGACGCAACACCUCGAUAUGUCUUUGUACAUGACGAAGACAAACAUGAUUUAGAGUUGUCCAUUGCAAUCUUUGAUACAAUGAAACGCUCGUUCGGGGAUAAUGGAUUUUUCCUUCGUUUACACUCUCAGAAGGCAACAUUAGAUUAUGAGUCUGCUGUUCCAUGUCCCCGGCCACAGUGGCUUUCUGCCCAAGAACAUUUGAAGCUUCUACAAGCUAGUGAAAAAACCCCCUUUUGCAUUUUCCAGUCCGAUGUUCAAGCCAUUCAACGGUUUGUUACAAACUUUUCUACCCUUAGCGUUAUUCCUCAUAUGGAGCGCUGUGUCAAAAAAUGGGAUGAUCAAUAUGCUUCUACUCGUCGUGGCUUUACGGGAAAACUACUAUUUGCCUCGAAGAAAUACUUCUCACCUUCGGGUUCAGGAAUCGCUAGCAAUUUUCGCCAUGCCUCACACACUUACAAACGUAACAGUACCGAGUUUUUUAUGCGUCGUUUGGCUGAUUUUUCCUUUAUGCUCGGUGACUGGACUCACGCUAUAAGUGUUUACGAAGCUUUAAUCCGUCAGUAUAACAAUGACCAGGCUCAUCUGUACCUUGCCGCAGCCCAAGAAAUUGUGUCUAUUGCGCGCUCAUUCUCGCCCGAGGAUCGUGUUCGUAACAGUGAGAAGUCUACCUUACAAACACUGCAAACAUACAUGAGUCAUUACACCAGAGGUGUCCCCAAUUCCCAUUUUCAUGCUGCCCGCGCAUUCCUUCUUUUAGGUCAACUUUUUGGUUCAAAAACCGAAGUUGAUAUUGAUAAUAGUGCCAAUUGGUGCACGAGCCUUUUAUUUUUUAGACGUUUAGGCCCUCUUGGACAAGCUAUUAUGUUUCAACGCAUUGCAAACUUGUACCAGGAGACUUGUGAAAAAGCUGUAUCCGCAUCGCAAGGUGCUGUUACAGCCGGUACUCACCGUUCUCGAAUUAGGAAGGCUGCAUUUUGGUCUCUUUUAGCCGCUGAAUUUUGGUGUAAAUGUAGAUUGCCGGAACUUGCAACUCCCUUGUUUUCGCAAUCACAAGGCACAUAUGAUCAAAUCCGUUGGACUUCCAUUAAUAAAAGCGUCUACAACGUGAGCAAAGAGAUAGAUCGUUUGCAAAAACGCUACACACACAGUGACCCUUAAUCGUUGCCAGGAAAAAAUUGCAAAUCUCGCCGGGCGAGCAGAAUCAUGGCUGGGCCAAUACACAAUAGCAAAUACGUUUCCCCUUUAUUCCUCCUUACGGUUAUGACAUGAAAUGGUCAAUGCUUCGUAUAUCUACAUCCUAAAUGUUGCUCUAUUAAAUGUCUAAUCCAAUUACACUUCACUCUCAUGACUUGUCGGCUCUCGUGCUGCGUCACUGCUGGCUCCGGCAGAAAUAUUAUUUUUUGAUUCUCCUGGUUUUUUUGCAGUAGAGUUUCGUUUCAUGUUGUUUCGUGCAUUUCCAACAAGGCGCUCAAAAUCAUCUGCGUACAGCUUUUCCCAGUCGGGUCCUCCAAUUUUGUCUCGUUUUACGAUGGGCUUUCUUGACUGGGCAUAUUCCCAGUCUCGAAGCUCACGAAGUAACACGGCUCGAGUUACCGGGUGUGUUCGAUCAAGGUUAGCAUUGUACAUAGUGACCCAUUGAGAGUGCCGACGCUGGAGUGUCUGUUUGUUACCGUCUGUAGGCAGUCCAAGUUCAGACAGUUUAGAUCGCAUUUUCGACUCGGAGAGAAUGGCAUAUGUAAUUUUAGGCAGACGAACACGCUCUUCUAUAGGCAUCUCACGAUGAUUCCGACUGACGGUAGACGUGACAGAAACGGAUAAUCCG